This is a messenger RNA of Polistes dominula (European paper wasp), 1399 nucleotides long. Its product is annotated as short/branched chain specific acyl-CoA dehydrogenase, mitochondrial. The record is from RefSeq and is a predicted model, not a curated record. Gene Ontology annotation, cellular component: mitochondrion. Gene Ontology annotation, molecular function: acyl-CoA dehydrogenase activity; flavin adenine dinucleotide binding. NCBI's taxonomy places the organism in Eukaryota, Metazoa, Arthropoda, Insecta, Hymenoptera, Vespidae.
AGCUUCAGUAUUACCGUAGCUUUCGAAGCAUCGACAUUCGACAAACAAAACAGUACAAAAGUAAAUCUAACAAAUUGACAUUUUGAUUUAUUUCAAUAGCCGUGUUUAUUAAACAUGAAUUUUGGAUCAAUUCUUUGUCAAAUUCCUCGCAAGUUAAUCAAAAGGAGAUGUAUUCAAGCGUACGUUUCACAACGUUGUUACAGUCCUGGACCUCUGACCCAAUUUACAGACGAUGAACUUAUGAUGAAAGAUACUGUUUCUAAGUUGGCCAAAGAAGAUAUAGCUCCCCUUGUACGGAAAAUGGAAAAAGAAGGACGCAUAGAUGAUAACAUAUUGAAAAAACUGUUUGAAAAUGGCUUAAUGGGAAUGGAAAUUCCAGAAGAAUAUGGGGGUACGGGAGGCAACUUUAUGACGACAAUUCUAACUAUAGAAGAAAUUGCUAAAGUUGAUGGUUCUGUUGCUGCACUUGUUGACAUUCACAAUACGCUGGUCAAUUCAUUGAUUAUUAAAAUGGCAAAUGAAGAACAGAAACAGAAGUAUUUAACCAAGUUAGCUCAGAAUUACGUAGGCAGUUUUUGUCUUACGGAACCGAGUGCAGGAUCUGAUGCUUUUUCUUUGAAAACCGUAGCAAAAAAAGAUGGAAAUGAGUAUGUCAUCAAUGGUACGAAAAUGUGGAUAUCAAAUUCGGAUAUAGCAGAAUUAUUUUUAGUUUUUGCAAAUGCUGAUACUUCAGCGGGUUAUCGAGGUAUUACCACAUUUUUCGUGGAAAGGGAUACACCUGGAGUAACUAUUGGAAAACCUGAAGAUAAAUUAGGAAUCAAAGCAUCGGGAACUUGUAUGAUACAUUUUGAAAAUGUUCGAGUUCCUGAAAGUAACAUUUUAGGCCAAUUUGGACAUGGUUACAAAUAUGCAGCAGGAUUUUUAAAUGAAGGGCGUAUUGGUAUUGGAGCUCAGAUGAUUGGUAUAGCACAAGGUUGCUUAGAUGCAACUAUACCUUAUACUCUAGAAAGGAAACAAUUUGGCAAGGAUAUAUUUUCAUUUCAGUCUAUGCAACAUCAAAUUGCUCAAGUUACAACUGAAUUGGAAAGUGCCAGAUUACUUGUAUACAAUGCAGCCAGAUUAGUAGAUGCCAAAAAAAGUAUUAUGAAAGAGGCAGCAAUGGCGAAACUAGUCGCUUCUGAAACAGCCUUACGUGUAACAGCAAAAUGCAUAGAUUUUAUGGGAGGUGUUGGAUUUACAACAGACUUUCCUCAAGAAAAGUAUUUUAGAGAUUGCAAGAUUGGAACUAUUUAUGAAGGUACCAGUAAUAUGCAACUCUCUACGAUUGCCAAAUGUAUUCGAAAGGAAUAUUCAUAAAUGAUAUUAAAUAAAAUUGUAUUGACAUUUUGUACUUAAUUCA